Molecule: messenger RNA, 2583 nt
Organism: Pyricularia grisea
Lineage: Eukaryota; Fungi; Ascomycota; Sordariomycetes; Magnaporthales; Pyriculariaceae
Exons: 1
Coding region: 1-2583 (860 amino acids)
Biological process (GO): carbohydrate metabolic process
Molecular function (GO): hydrolase activity, hydrolyzing O-glycosyl compounds; carbohydrate binding
Source: RefSeq, a predicted model, not a curated record
AUGGUCCAACGCGAACUCAUCCCCUCGACCUGGGCGGCGUCGCCCUCACACCAGGCUGACUCCCCCUCGGUCAACCUGACUUGCAAUGACAAGUCCUUCCCCUUCAACUUCACAUUCGAGGCCGUCCGGCCCAACGUCUUCCGGACGACCUACACCUCAUCUACCCACCCGCUCCCUCCACACCCCUCGGUUCCCCGAGCCAAGGUUGAGCUCCCAUCCGGCGCCGUCGAGGUCACGGCGCCCAAGGAGACGACCAAGACGAUCCGGGCCGGAGACGGCACAGUUACCGUCGACUGGAGCGGAGCGACACCGCUGCUCAAGGUCCGGCUGGCCGGACAGGCCGACGACGCCACCCCCCUGCUCGAAGACGUUCCCGGCAGGGGCUACGCGAUCGAUGGCGACGGCGUGGCCCACUACACGCGCUACAACCGCAAGACGCUGCACGUCGGGCUCGGCGAGAAGGCGGCGCCCAUGGACCUGUCGGGCCGGCGGUUCCAGCUGACGGCCACCGACAGCUUCGGCUACGACGCCCAUCGCACCGACCCCAUGUAUAAGCACAUCCCGCUGCUCAUCAACGCCACGCCUGAGGGAGUCGUGGCCACCUUCUCCACCACCCACUCGCGCGGCGAGUACAGCGUCGGCUGCGAGAUGGACGGCAUGUGGGGCUUCUACAAGGUCUACCGCCAGGACUACGGCGGACUCGAGGAGUACACCAUCGUCGGCAAGACGCUCCAGGACGUCGUCACAACCUACGCCGAGGUCCUGGCCGGCAAGCCGCUGCUGGUGCCGCGCUGGGCCUUUGGCUACCUCUCGGGAGGCUACAAGUACACCAUGCUCGACGACCCGCCCGCCGGCGAGGCCCUCCUCGACCUCGUCCGUAAGAUGAAGGAGCACGACAUCCCUUGCUCCGCCUACCAGAUGUCCUCGGGCUACUACGUGUCCCACACCCCGCCCAAGGUCCGCAACGUCUUCCACUGGAACAGGUUCCGCUUCCCAGACCCCGAGGCCUGGAUCAAGGAGUACCACAGCCACGGCAUGCGCCUGAUCGCCAACGUCAAGCCAUACCUCAUCGCCAGCCAUCCCGAGUACGAGAAGCUCAGGGACGCCGGCGGCCUGUUCAAGGACCCCCAGACUGGCGCCUCUGCAGUGACCAAGCUCUGGAGUGCCGGCGGUGGUGAGCGUGACGACGGUGGACACAUUGACUUCACCUCCCAGGCCGGCUACGACUGGUGGUUCAACGGCAUCAAGAAGCUGGCAGAGGAGGGCAUCGACUGCAUGUGGAACGACAACAACGAGUACGUCAUCCCCGAUGACGCCUGGGAGUGCAAGCUGGACCAGCCCGACCUGAUGGCCGAAGACGUGCCCGCUGAGCUGCGGUCGCGGCCCCAGCUCGGCCUGUGGGGCCGUGCCCUCCACACCGAGCUCAACGGCAAGGCCUCGCACGACGCCAUGCUCGCCGUCAAGCCCGACGAGCGGCCCUUUGUGCUGACCCGCAGCGCAACGGCCGGUACCAUGCGGUACGCGUGCAGCUCGUGGAGCGGCGACAACACGACGAGCUGGGACGGCAUGCGUGGCGCCAACGCCAUCUCCCUCAACGCCAUGUUCUCACUCAUUCACUGCUUCGGCCACGACAUUGGUGGCUUCGAGGGCCCGCAGCCCGACCCUGAGCUGCUGCUCCGCUGGGUCCAGCUCGGCUGCAUGUCGCCCCGCUUCGCCAUCAACUGCUUCAAGACCUCGGCGGCUGACAACACGGUCGGCGACGUCAUCGAGCCCUGGAUGCACCCCAGUAUCACCCACCUCGUGCGCAAGGCCAUCAAGAGGCGCUACGCCAUGAUCCCCUACAUCUACUCGCUCGCCCUCGAGAGCCACCUGACCGCCAUCCCGCCGCAGCGCUGGACCGGAUGGGGCUACGAGCGCGACCCCGAGGUGUGGACCAACAAGACCCUGACCGACGGCGAGACCCAGUACCUUUUUGGCGACUCUAUGCUCAUCGGCGGCGUCUACAAGCCGGGUGUCAACAGCUCCAAGGUCUACCUUCCCAAGAACGAGGGCGACGACGACGACGACGAGGGCUGGCUGAACCUCAACGCGCCGUACCAGCACUUCGCCUCGGGCCAGUGGGUCAACGUCGACGCCGAGUGGCACGGCGCCGGCAUCCCCGUGCUCGGUAAGGUUGGUAAGGCCCUGCCCAUCGGCAGAGACGUGCAGGUGCUGUCGCCCGGCGAGAAGGAGAACGUGGCGAACCUACCGCUCGAUGAUUACCGUGCAGUCGAGAUCUUCCCGCCUCCGCCCGGCAUCGGCAAGGAAGGCCGCUGGUACGAGACGACGUGGUACGAAGAUGACGGCAUCUCGGUCGCGCACAAGAACAAGAUCGCCAAGUACACCUUCUCUUAUGCCGCCUCCAAGACCGAGGUCAAGGUCAAGUUUGUCCGCGAUGAGAGCGACGGCUUUGCCGCGCCCUGGAAGACCCUCAACAUUAUUCUGCCAUCUGGCGAUCUGAGAGAUGUCGUCGCCGAGGGCAGUGAAUCUGUUGAGAAGCUGGGUGUUGACGAUAUUGGCCGUCAAAAGUUCGAGCUGAAGUGA